UCUUCGACAACAGCGACGACGGCGACCAACCUUUCCUGUCGCCGACCACGACGACGACGACGACGACAAGCACGAUGUCCAACAACGAACCGCCCACGUACGGGCUCACGUAUCCAGAUAACUACAUCUCCUCGCUGCCCACCGCGCCCGGUGCGCGCACGCCGCUCCUCCCUCUCGCCGACUUCGCCGCCCUCCAUCUCAAGCACACGCUCGCCCACCCGCCAGACCACGUCCUCUUCCCCUUUCUACAUGGUCUCGAGGGCGAGAACCACGCGCAGAAUACGUUCUUCGCGUCCGCAGAUCGCAAGGGUCCAGCACCGGUGCCGCGAUACCGCGGCCUCCUCUGGGUCGUCGCCGACGAGGACCUGCCGAGGCGGCGCGCGAGCUCAGCAUCUGCCCCGCCCACGCCGGCGCUGGAGUACGGGGAAGACAGCGACGAGAACUAUUCGAGUGAUGAGAGCACCUACUCAGACUCUGACGAGGAACGCGACAUGGAUGUGGACAUCAUGGACCCAGUGUCCCCUCCCGAGAUCAUUCAAGUCGUGCCCGAGGAGAAGGACAAAAUCCCGCUGGACGAGCAACCACACAUGCACCCCGUCAUCCAGACGUCCAAUCUCCACACACGCCCCGCCCCAGACAGCCCCGUGUCCGCAGCAUCGAGCUCUGGAGUUGAGACUACUGCUGGACAGACGCCCGAGCUCAAGAUGAAGCGCAAGUCUCGGAAGCCAACGCUCCUCACAUCCACGUUCUACCCUCGCGACCUCCUGCGCCCUACCUUUGAUAGUGGCUGGGAGUUCGUCCCUCCCCGCAUUCCCGAUGGCAUCUCCCUUCGUAACUUCGGCAUUCAAGUUCCCAUAUACGCGACUCUAUGCGACAUCGUCGUCUACUCCCCUCAUGGUCGCUCUUCCGCUAAUGCGCAGCGUCUAGCCGAGCGUUUUCGCGAAGCCAUAGUGCGCAAACGAGUCCAAAGGCUGCGCGGCCACGGUUCUAUGCCCUCACACGAUGCAGAUGACCCCGCCGAGGACGAUGAAAGCGAGCUUCUCAAAUACAACGUCUUCAUCUUGGACGCUGAUGAUCAGCAACUCAACACCGAAGUUCCGUGGCUCGUCGUACGUUAUCCGGAGGACGGGCUCCUACCAUCGGACCUGCACAAGGCCGCGCCGACGAUGUCGCCUUCGCUGGUCCCUCAGCAUGGUGCUCCUGACCUGCCAAAGUCGCCCGCGAUAGUCUCAGACGCGGAUUUGGAGGCAAGGGAUGCGAUACCGCCAGCUGUUGUGGAGGCUACUGUGGUCCCGCAGCCGCGGAGCAUACUCACGCCUUCCUUCGUAAACUCGGCUACAGCUGCGUCCGACGGAUCGUCCCAGAACUCGUCGCCGAACCCACAGCGAUCGGAGACGGACGACCUGAACAAGUGGUACACCACGAUCGACUUCGCGCAGCGCGAGAAGGACGAGAUGCGGGAGCUCACCAUGGCGAAGGAGAUACUCAGCUUCUUCCCAACUCCGCCUCCUCAGCAACCUGCACCGAGGCUACCGACGAUCACAUCGCCGCUACCUUCGCCUGGUCUCACGAACGGAGGAUCGCCUUCGCCCUUCGAUAGGCAGUCCACCGCUUCACCUGCAUCGACGGUUCCAUCGCCGCCGCCGACGUCAAGGCCUUCGUCCGCGCUGCGUAUAGGAUCGCCCGAGGCUGCGAAUGGGCGUGUUGCUUCGCCACCGUCGACGCCGCGUCCGAUCAUACGUAGCUACAACUCGCAGGAAGCUGUCAGCCGUGAGGGCAUGUCGACGUCCCUACCGUCUGGGCGUCAGGCGCCUGUGAGCCCGCCGCAUAUGAACUUCGGUCCAUCCUCUCGUCCAGCAUCCCGGUCUACCUCACCUCGCCCCAACUCUGCUCCCCACCCUCUAUCACUGUCCAACUCAUCUACCCAAACCCAUUUCGAUCCCAAGGUCGGCCAAGUCUUCCUCGGCAACUCGAAUGAUGUACCCCUUGGCAUCGUUGAGCCUCUCCCGCUCUCGCAGUGGGCGACCUCCCCAGUACUUCCCACCGACACCACCGAACCUCUCAACAUCACCGACACCUUGCAUACCGGUCUCGCCGAUGGUGAUCCCUUCAACUUCGGCCCGUCGAAUUCGCCAAGCGACGGUUACGGGUACGACAUUGCCAUAGAGUGUCAUGAUCUUGCGCCUUGGCCGACCGCGGGGAACCUGCGCGCUGCGGAGGAGCACCUUGGCCGCUUGGAGAGUGCUUGGGCGACGCGAUGCGUGGCGGCGAAGCGCGCGGAGAUCGCAAGAGAGGGCGCCACAGACGCCCCCAAGGACCCGGAGGAGAUGUGGACGCUGCCGACGCGUCCGCCGCCCAACGCGAAUGCAAUCAUUCACCUGCCCUUUCCGAGCAGUCCGCCGAGCAACACGACGACGGUGGGCUCGCUCACAGCGGUGACGAGAUUCCUGGAGCGCUGGCUGACGCCGCCGGCUGCUCCGGGUGCUGUGCCUAUGGCCGCCGUGCGAGGCGAUGGGCGUGAAGCUGCGCGGGAUGGUGCAGCCGAGGGAGCCGACGGACACCAGGCAGAUGACGAGAGCGGAGGCAGCAAGAGCCGGCGCUGGUCGACGACGUCCGCGGCCCAAGCGGGCUUCAUCCAACACGGGCAGGGCGGGCGGAUGCGUUCGAUGACGAGCCCUGCGCCAAGUCCGAGCCCGACGCCUGGGGCGAGGCAGCUGCCGCAUGCGGACUUCACGUAUAACUACUACGCGCAUCGGACGCGGCCGUUGAAGGUGCUCUUGUAUUCAGCGGAUGGGUAUACGGAGAGCUCGGUGCCGGCGUUGUUCUUGUUGAUGACGUUCCGCGGGUUGACGCUGCCGGAGGCGUAUCUGGAGUUGCAGGUUGAGAAGAAGCGCUCGUUCUUCGUCUACAGCUCCGACCUUGGUGUCUUGCGUCGGGUUGAGGCUCGACUUCUGGAAGGAGGCGGGCAUACAACUGGACGACACCGCGUGCAGCCACCACUUACCCAUCGACCCAGCGCGAAGAGCAUAAGCUACGCGACGGGCAUGGGUCCGCAAAUCAACACCCCUCCAGCUGCGCUCGCUGGCGGUGGGGGUACUUCAUCCUUCGGCGUGUCAAGUUCAACGGCAUCGUUGGGCAGUGCCGGAGCCACGAUGAGUGCGAUGGGUGGUGAGAAGGCAUUGCAAACGAAUGUGGCCUCACCCCCUCGUGCACGGCGUCCGCGUGCCAGCACAAGUCCAUGGCUGCCUUCACUGUUCGGUGGGGACCAUCAGGCAUGGUUCAACGACCCCCGGUUUGACGGCAGCUUCCCAAGCCGCGUGUUGCCCUUCUUGUACCUGGGCAAUCUGAAUCACGCCUCAAACGCGUAUAUGCUCCAUGCACUCGGAAUCACGCAUGUCGUCUCCGUCGGCGAAUGCGCGCUCGUACCGCCUGCGCAUGGGCAGUAUGAGGGUAGCGAGGGCAGCAGCUCGUGCCAUGUCUUCCCUGGGAAGGGCAAUCAAGGUUCUCUAUGGAUUGAAGAGCGCGAAGGUCGCAUCAAGGUGUUAGACAUCAAGGGCGUCUGCGACGACGGCAUCGACACCCUAGAACCCCAGCUCGAGCCCAUAUGCGACUGGAUUGACAAGGCGCGCGCAGAGGGCGGGCAGGUGCUCGUCCAUUGUAGGGUCGGGGUCUCGCGUAGUGCGACGGUGGUGAUUGCGUACGCGAUGAAGCACCUGAACAUCCCGCUCGUCGACGCGUACCUCAUCGUGAGGUCGCGCAGGCUGUCCGUGCUCAUUCAGCCGAACAUGCGCCUGCUGUACAACCUGUGCGGGUGGGAGAUCAAGCUGGCGCGAGAGCGGGCGGGCGACGAUCCGCACAAGCUGCGCUUUGAGCUUGCGCGGACGCUCAGCUGGCCCUACCUCGCGAAGGAGGUGCACGCCCUCAACGAGAAGUACCUGCACUGAUACGCGCGGCGAGUGUAUGGGCGCUAGCAGGCCGACCGUCGCGGAUCGGCGUGCAUCACUGGAAGUCUGGCGAUCCAAGGAUUUGCUAUCGGGCUCUUGCAGCUAUUUAUUGCUUUGACAUCAUACCUCUCUGUCCGGAGCUCACCCCAGGCAGUGUACCGUUUCCAUGAACCUCGUUGACGAUCUCCUUCUUCCCAUGAACAUCGCCCCGAUCUCUUCAUCACUUCGCGCUUCUUGGCGAUGUCCUGCACCACCCCCUUCAUGAUACACUCUGUACGGCACGAUGCAUCUCAAUUCUCUCUCAUGUCCCUGUGAUCGCCUCAUUUCUCAUGUCUGCCGUCUGAUUUACGCGUCUUGAUCAAUGUUGGAAUGAACAAGUGUAAUUUCUGUACUCACAGUGUACCAUACAAUUGAAUCCAUUUCUCUUGCGUCCA
This is a messenger RNA of Schizophyllum commune H4-8, 4378 nucleotides long. RefSeq lists its product as uncharacterized. The record is from RefSeq and is a predicted model, not a curated record. NCBI's taxonomy places the organism in Eukaryota, Fungi, Basidiomycota, Agaricomycetes, Agaricales, Schizophyllaceae. The coding region runs from base 75 to 3944 and encodes 1289 amino acids. The transcript has 7 exons. Gene Ontology annotation, biological process: nuclear DNA replication; protein dephosphorylation. Gene Ontology annotation, molecular function: protein tyrosine/serine/threonine phosphatase activity.